Molecule: messenger RNA, 153 nt
Organism: Dicrocoelium dendriticum
Lineage: Eukaryota; Metazoa; Platyhelminthes; Trematoda; Plagiorchiida; Dicrocoeliidae
Source: the annotation of a GenBank genome assembly
AUGUAUUCGCAAGAGAUUCUGUGUUUUGUGCUUUAUCUACUCGGAGCUCAGAGCUUUUAUUUGUCGGUCUCCAUUACGCGGGAUGAGGAACCAAAUUUGGAUUACAUGAACGGAACGCUUGGUUCUAGCAUUAAGAUGCACUGCAACAGACAG